UUCCUUACCCGGGCUAACUUGAUCAAUGCGGAGUCUGGUUGAAGGGGUUUGUUCCCGGUUCCUUGUUGUAAACCGUUUCCCCGCCUGAGUCCUACUCUUUCCGUCACGUAGCUCAUCAGAUACAACCGGAGGGAACCACCGGAGCCCGUAUGUUUGGAUAAACUUGUUCAGAUAGACUUUGUGUAAAUAUUCGGGGCGUUUCAUCUCAGACUCUCCGUUAGCCAAGAAUGCUAACGGAAGUUAGCGUAGCGUGCUAGCUGGAAAUAGACGGAGACUGAACUCGGCCACACAGAGUAGGUCGGAGAGACUAUUGGAUAGAGACCAAACUGUAUGUUUCAUGGACCCACAAUGUCCAGAUAAACCUGUCUGAAUGGACUCUGUGCUGUUCCCUUUAUUUGAAAAACGUCUGAAUUAUCUCCUGGUGUCCUGCGAAGCUAAGGAAGUUAGCUUGCUAGCUGGAAGUACACGGACCCGAACGCAACUUUACAGCGCACUUCAGAGGGAGCAAACGGAUUUUAACGGAGUCUGUCUGAAGGAAACGUGUCUGUGAUUUAGUAGAAAUGUCUAAAGUCCAAAUGCUGAGAGCUUUUGUGAACCAGCGACUAACUGCGGCUGCUGAAGAGAUAUUUGGGCUGUUUGAAAGAACGAUAGCAGAGUACGAGGAGGAACUUGAGUUCAGUUCAAAAGAGAAGAACCGACAACAGAAACUACUGGACGCUGUUUUAAACCCUGAAGUCCGGUUACACAGAUCAGACGUCCAGCAGCUGUCGGUGGUUAAAGCAGAGGUUCCCCCUGAGCAGCAGGAGUGGAGCUCCAGUCUGGACCAGGAGGACCCAGAGCCCCCCCCACACAUUAAAGAGGAACAGGAGGAACUCUGGACCAGUCAGGAGGGAGAGCAGCUUCAAGGGCUGGAGGAGGCUGAUAUCAAGUUCCCGUUCACUUCUGUCCCUGUGAAGAGUGAAGAAGAUGAUGAAGAGAAAGCUCAGUCCUCACAGCUUCAUGAAAGCCAAACUGAGGAGAACAGAGAGGCAGAGAGAACAGAAGCUGAUGGAGAGGACUGUGGAGGACCAGAACCAGCCAGGAACUCAGAUCCAGAUAGUCCUUUACAACCAGCUACUCAUGACAAGACUGCAGACUACUCUGAAUCUGAAUCUGAGACUAAUGACAGUACAGACUGGGGGGAGACUAGGGAACCUCAGUCAGGUUUAAACCCUCUGAAAAACAAUGAAGUAGCUGUAAGUGAUGUGGAAUGUAAUACUGGAAACACAUCAGUUAGCUCCUCUGAAUGUGCUGGAAGCUUUGGCCACAAGAAACCUCUGCAGAAACACUCUGGAGUCCAAACAGGAGGGAAACCAUUUUGUUGCUCAGUUUGUGGUAAAAGAUACCUUCUGAAGAACUCCUUAACGACUCACAUGAGACUUCAUUCAGAAGAAAAACGUUUGACCUGCUCAGUGUGUGAACUAGUUUUCAGUAGCAAAGGCAAUUUGGUUAUACACAUGAGAAUCCACACAGGGGAGAAACCAUUUAGUUGCCCAUUUUGUAGUAAAACAUUUGCACAAAAGGGAAAUCUGAGAAAACACUUGACAGUCCACACAGAUGUCCCGCAGCUGUUGGUGGAUAAAGAUUGGGUUCCCCCUGAGCAGCAGGAGUGGAGCUCCAGUCUGGACCAGGAGGACCCAGAGCCCCCCCCACACAUUAAAGAGGAACAGGAGGAACUCUGGACCAGUCAGGAGGGAGAGCAGCUUCAAGGGCUGGAGGAGGCUGAUAUCAAGUUCCCGUUAACUUCUGUCCCUGUGAAGAGUGAAGAAGAUGAUGAAGAGAAAGCUCAGUCCUCACAGCUUCAUGGAAGCCAAACUGAGGAGAACAGAGAGGCAGAGAGAACAGAAGCUGAUGGAGAGGACUGUGGAGGACCAGAACCAGCCAGGAACUCAGAUCCAGAUAGUCCUUUACAACCAGCUACUCAUGACAAGACUGCAGACUCCUCCUCUGAAACAGAAGUAAAACCAUUUUGUUGCUCAUUUUGUGGUAAAAGAUACCCUCUGAAGUCAUCCUUAACAAGUCACAUGAUACUUCAUUCAGAAGAAAAACGUUUCACCUGCCCAGUGUGUGAACUAGUUUUCAGUAGCAAAGGCAAUUUGGUUAUACACAUGAGAAUCCACACAGGGGAGAAACCAUUUAGUUGCCCAUUUUGUAAUAAAAGAUUUGCACAAAAGGGAAAUCUGAGAAAACACAUGACUCUCCACACAGGGGAUAAACCAUUUAGUUGUUCAGUUUGUGGUAAAAGUUUUGCACAAAAGGAAACUCUGAAAAAACACUUGAUUGUCCACACCGGGGACAAAUCAUUUAGUUGUUCAGUUUGUGGUAAAAGUUUUGCGCUAAAGCAAAAUCUGAAACAGCACUUGACUGUCCACACCGGGGAGAAACCAUUUAAUUGUUCAUUUUGUGGUAAGAGUUUCACACAAAACCGAAAUCUGAAAAGACAUUUGACUGUCCACACGGGGGAAGAACCAGUUACUUCCAGCGUUUGAACGUGUUGGAGAUUGUGGUGUAAUGGACCAUAGUUGAUCCAUAUGGACCAACAGUCACAAUUCAGAAUGCACGUGAAUCGCGGAUUAAUUGCAAAGUUUAACCAUAAUAAUACUGUGAAUUUUUUUUCUUUACUGUCCCUGUUGAUUAAAGUAGGCUGAUACAUCUCUA
This is a messenger RNA of Sander lucioperca (pikeperch), 2697 nucleotides long. Its product is annotated as endothelial zinc finger protein induced by tumor necrosis factor alpha-like. Lineage: Eukaryota; Metazoa; Chordata; Actinopteri; Perciformes; Percidae. The record is from RefSeq and is a predicted model, not a curated record. Gene Ontology annotation, cellular component: nucleus. The coding region runs from base 561 to 2528 and encodes 655 amino acids. The transcript has 3 exons.